UACAAUUUAUAAGUUCUCUUUGAAAAUUAAGAAUAAGAAUUAAAAAUUUAUAUUUUACGACAAAUUUUUUCAAAUAAAAAUUUAUAUAGAAUAUUUCAGAACUUUCACACAUACUUGAAAGAAUUCCAGAAAAGAUGUAGACUUUUUUAGUGGUUUUGAAAAGUUUCAAUUUAUAUGAAAAAGAAAACAGAGAAAUAAUUUUACUUAAAAAGUUAUAAAAUUACAAAAAUUCUAAAGAAUUAUGUAAAUUUUAAAAUUUAAAGAAUCUAAGGUAUCGUUGUAUGGUAGGAAUAUUUGCAGAGCUAAAAAAUAAACCGAUGUUCAAGACUCAAGGAACCCAGAUCACCUUCAAUAUUUUACAUCAAUAUUAACAAUACAGGCUCAAUAAUAUUGUCAGUAUUUAUUGGUACUCACAGCAUUAUUCAUCGUGUAAUAGGUCCCUACAAGAGAUAUGGAUUUUCGAUUACAGGCACAGACAAUAGCGACCAACGUAUCGUCACAAGCUCAUCAUGUCUCUAGAAUGAAACGGGGACAAGUGAUCGGCUCCAUUCGAGGAUUUCGCGGAUGCACAAUUUGGCUAACGGGACUUUCUGGUGCCGGGAAGACUUCGAUUUCUUUUCAACUUGAGGAAUAUCUCAUUUCUCAGGGGAUUCCCGCGUACAGCCUGGACGGCGACAACAUGCGUACAGGUCUGAAUCGCAAUCUUAGCUUCAGCAAAGAGGAUCGCGAGGAGAACGUGCGCCGCAUCGCCGAGGUCGCGAAGCUUUUCGCAGACGCCGGCAUCAUUACCCUUUGCAGCUUCGUGUCGCCGUUCACGGCGGACCGAAGAAUGGCACGGGAAAUUCACGAGAACGCCAAUCUGCCCUUCAUCGAGGUGUUCGUCGACGCAUCCCUCCAGGUGUGCGAGGCGCGCGACGUCAAGGGGCUCUACAAGAAGGCGCGUCAGGGCAUCAUCAAGAGUUUCACCGGUAUCGAUCAGAAUUACGAAAUACCCACCAAGCCUGAGCUCGUUGUUAAUACGGAGAAUGCAACCGUUCAACAAUCUACUGACGUUGUCAUCGAGUUUCUCCAGCGCAGACAAAUUAUACCGAAGACAUGCGGACAACUCAAACAACCUGUUCUAGAGCUGUUCGUGAAGAAGGAUAGACUGGACGACGUCCGGGAGGAAAUAAAAACUCUUCCGACUUUGGAAAUCGGGAAGAUAGACGUGCAGUGGUUGCAAGUUCUCGCUGAAGGCUGGGCGACGCCUUUGAAGGGAUUCAUGAGGGAGAACGAGUAUCUUCAAGUGCAACAUUUCAACUGCCUGUACUACGAGAAGGACGUUCCGAUCAACCAAUCGGUACCCAUCGUUCUCGCCGUGAGCACCGUCGACAAAGAGCGUUGCUUCGACGCGGCCGCGCUUGUUCUCAGGUAUCAGGGCAAGAGCCUUGCCGUUCUGCGCAAUCCGGAAUUUUAUCGCCAUCGUAAGGAAGAACGUUGCUGCCGUCAGUUCGGCACGGAUGAUCCGGGGCACCCCUAUGUCAGAUUAAUUCGUGAUUCUGGUGACUGGCUGGUCGGCGGGGAUCUGGAGGUGCUCGAGAGGAUCAGAUGGGACGACGGGCUGGAUCAUUACAGACUGACGCCAAAUGAGAUCAGAACUAGAUGCCGCGAAAUUGGUGCCGACACGGUUUUCGCUUUCCAGCUGCGAAAUCCAAUACACAACGGACACGCGUUGUUGAUGCAGGAUACCAGGAGAUGUCUCGAGGAGUCCGGUUUCAAGAAACCAGUCCUCCUUCUUCAUCCCCUAGGCGGAUGGACCAAAGACGACGAUGUUCCCCUACCGGUCAGAAUACGGCAACACCAGGCCGUCCUCGAGGAAGGCGUCUUGCACGAGGACACCAUUCUCGCUAUCUUCCCUAGCCCUAUGUGCUACGCUGGUCCCACAGAGGUGCAGUGGCAUGCCAAGGCUCGUAUGAUCGCAGGAGCAAAUUUCUACAUUGUCGGACGGGAUCCCGCCGGCAUCCCACAUCCCGAUAAAUCUGCCACGCCGGACGGCAAUCUCUACGACGUCACUCACGGUGCGCGUAUUCUUUCGAUGGCCCCAGGUUUGCAGAAUCUCCAAAUUAUUCCCUUUAGAGUAGCCGCUUACGACACCAAAGUGAAAAAAAUGUCUUUCCUCGAAGCCGAACGGCACGAAGACUUUGUCUUUAUUUCCGGUACCAAAAUGCGGAAUUUAGCGAAAAAUGGUGAAGAUCCUCCCGAAGGUUUUAUGGCGCCAAAAGCAUGGGAAAUUAUCGUGAAAUAUUACCAAACGCACACGUAAUCGACAAGUAAAUUAACGAAAUAAAUCAUUAACAUUUAUUAUAUGUAUGAUAUAACAUAACAUUACUAUUGUCAUUAAUAUUGUACAAAAUAGUAAUAUAAAUUUAAUUUAAUGAUCAAUACAUAACAAAAUAAAAUAUGUUGGUAAAGCUAUGGAGCAGCAAAAAUAA
This is a messenger RNA of Monomorium pharaonis (pharaoh ant), 2471 nucleotides long. Its product is annotated as bifunctional 3'-phosphoadenosine 5'-phosphosulfate synthase. Gene Ontology annotation, biological process: sulfate assimilation; 3'-phosphoadenosine 5'-phosphosulfate biosynthetic process. Bases 452 to 2302 code for a protein of 616 amino acids. NCBI's taxonomy places the organism in Eukaryota, Metazoa, Arthropoda, Insecta, Hymenoptera, Formicidae. Gene Ontology annotation, molecular function: sulfate adenylyltransferase (ATP) activity; ATP binding; adenylylsulfate kinase activity. The record is from RefSeq and is a predicted model, not a curated record. The transcript has 6 exons.